Molecule: messenger RNA, 9001 nt
Organism: Acanthaster planci (crown-of-thorns starfish)
Lineage: Eukaryota; Metazoa; Echinodermata; Asteroidea; Valvatida; Acanthasteridae
Product: tyrosine-protein phosphatase non-receptor type 21-like
Biological process (GO): protein dephosphorylation
Cellular component (GO): cytoskeleton
Molecular function (GO): protein tyrosine phosphatase activity
Source: RefSeq, a predicted model, not a curated record
AAUGAAUCAGAUGACAAACUUUCGAUCCGUGACCAAACUCUCUAAGCGGUAUGGCAAUGAGACCAGGUUGAGACGCAAACCCGACCAACCACAGACCACUCUCACGCAAAUCGCAUAGCAGACAUUCCCCAGUCAUUCAUCGCAUGCGGAGCGAUACAAUAACACCUGUAGAUUGAUGACCUCCCUACAUUUUUUCAAUUUUUCUGACACAACACAAGUUAAACGAUUCCAAGGGAGUCACUUCAAGCCCAUAGGGGAAGCACAUGGUCUCCUUCGCUGCAUUUGGAGGAAGUUAUUGUCAGCCAUUUCAACUUUCAAUAAGAUGAAUUAGUUCCGGCGGAAUUAGACUGUUUUUGUGUGAAACGGCUGACGUGCGUAGCAGCAAGUUGUUAUACAUGUGUACCAAAUUGCUAGCUGGCUAUACACAUGUACGCUUCUGCACUGUAAGCCGGCAAGUGGUGGCAGAGUACAGCCUUCAUUCUUACAGGAUAACAUGACCAAACUAGGAUGGUGAAUCUUGGAUUUUUAACAAUACAGACGAUUGCUCCUCUGUAUCAACCAUGUAUCACAGGCCAUCUCGUUGGAGAGAUGCAUAUCGUUUGACACUAGUGCAUGUGCAAUGCAUUUCCAAACGAACUUCAAGACAUUGAGUGUAAUUUGAGGAAAACCCAACACCCGUCAAUUCAGCUGUGUACCUCGCUGUGAGGAAAAACCGUCAACAUGCCGUUCGGCUUGCGGCUGAAGAAAACACGGCGGUACAAUGUGACCGGCAAAAACUCAUUUGUUGUCCGAAUUCAGCUCUUGGAUAACACUCUGUUGGAAUUAACACUGACAUCAGAGAGUCUGGGACAAGACUGUCUGGAUACCAUUGCACAGCGUCUGCAACUUGAGGAGACCAUGUACUUUGGUCUCCAGUACAUCAACAAGGGCUACAAGCUGCGUUGGGUGGACCUGGAGAAGCCGCUCAAGAAGCAGCUGGAAAAGAACGCCCAGGACCCCGUCCUCCGGUUUUGCGUCAUGCUCUUCGCUUCUAAUGUCCAUCAACUCAGGCAGGAGAUCACAAGAUACCUGUAUUUCUUGCAACUCAAAACCGACAUUAUUGAAGGAAUACUGCCGUGCAGCCCAGAACAAGCUGUGUUGCUUGCCAGCUAUGCAGUACAAGCUGAGUUUGGGGACUAUGACCAGCAACGACACACAGUGGAAUACCUCCAAGAUUUUGUGCUACUCCCAAAGAAUCUGACCUCUGACCCCGAGAUCCUGUCCGAUCUAAUCCAGGAGGUCAUCAACGCCUACACCAAUCAUGCCGGGAUGUCACCAGACAUGGCAGAGUUGGCUUACAUCACCGAGACCUCGCAGCUUGAAGGUUACGGCCAGGAGACCUAUCCGGCAAAGGAUGAGUCAGGUCAAGAGUUGCUUCUGGGUGCCUCCUCCCUCGGCAUCUUUGUCAAACAUCUCAACGGGCAGCCUACAGUUACAUUCAAGUGGAGUGACAUAGUCAACAUGGGUCACAAUAGGCGUCUGUUUGGCAUCGAGACGGCGCACAACGAGGAGACAGUGCAGUUCCAAGUGGAGGACGCCGAGACGGCCAAGUAUGUCUGGAGGAUGUGCAAGACGCAGCAGCAGUUCUACAAGAUGUGUCUGGCUAACACCAAGCCCGCUGCCCUAGAAGUAUCCUUGGACGGCAUCUCGGGUUUUGACAAGAGGAAGUUGAUCAGCAACAGCUCGUACCGCGGCGGCUCCAUCGAGAGAAGGCCGACCCUCCGAAAGCGCAAUGAGCAGACGGAGCAGAGCAACGUCAACAUUAAGGAUCUUUCGUCAGAUGAAUCCAUUCAUCAGACAAUGGCACCUGAUGGUCCAACUUUCACCCAGUCUCAACUCAGUCUUGACCACCAGUGGGCUCAAGACAACCAUGGUCAGUUCACCAUGUCCCAGCUCAGCCUGGAAAGGCCGUCCACAGCUGACCACCAUGCCUAUGCCAACGGCAACCUCCGAGUGGCCAAUCACAAUGGCAGCGUCUACAGCGUCAACUCGGCCAACCAGGUUCUCCCCAUGCAGGUCUCCCCGACGUCUUCCAACCUCAGCCUGCCCGGGAAUGAGCUUCUAAAGGCCAAGCUGCAGGCUGCCCUGCCGGCCUACCGGCCCAGCCCGGACUACAACCCCAACGUGCAUGGCCAGCACAUCAUCAUGCUGAACCAUGACCAAAGCUCCAGCAUGGGGAAUCUAGGCAGCGGGAGUGGAGCCUACGGUCACGUGGACAGUCGGCUGUUCCAGCAGCCUGAGCUACGGCAGCGUAGCCACACCCACAACAGCAACCAGUACAGACACCAGUAUCGGCUCAGCUAUGGCGGCCUCCCCAGCCAUCACCCGGGACAAUUUUGGGAGUCGGCGCCCCUCCACCACAUGAUGUACGGCCCAGGGAACCACUCGGCCAUCAUCCAUACCUACAGUGUGCCGGAACUCACCUCCCACCUCCAAACCACGGAGGAGUACAUAGCGGCCAAGCUGCUCAAAAACAAGUUCAGACCUCCGCCUCCAUACCCGCGGGGGAGCACAAGCACGCCAGACCUGGCCCGGCAGAACUGGCAGAACUAUCAGGUCAGCAGCAGCAGCCCUGACCUAGUCAGUAGGCGACUGCAGCACGUGACCAUCCAUCCCCUCCAUGAGGUCCACCAGGGUCUGAGCUCCAUGGAGUCGGACAUGAGCACCUCCAGCGGCAAUGUCGCGCAGUCCCUGCCCAUGGAAGCCUUCCAGAAUCUCCACCUCAGUAACGACGUGAGCAGGCCGCAGGACUUUGGUGCACAGAACAUGAACAUGUUUGUGGGCCAGCAGGCGUUCCCUUCCUCCCCUCCACACAGUGCUACUGGCAACCUGGUCAUGCACAAUUCUGGAAGCACAAGCCCCACCGAGGUCCCCAUCUUACAGGCCCCUGCUGGUUACGAGGACCCAGGUACUGUCUUUCUACCUGACGGAACAUUCCCUGUGGACUCUCAAGUGCAGAGCCCCAAAUACUCUAAGGAUUACCACAUCCCUUUGGUGCGUCCCCCUAGUGAGUUUGCCGACACCAGUGACAUUGAUUCCAAUUUAUCACCAAAUAGUGUCGGUAGCCCACCUCGUCAGUUCAAACUGCCCGGGCACAACCCGGAAAUGUACAUCAGUACUCAAACCACGGUGCCUGAAAAUUCAGUCUUAACCUAUGCAUCGGACUUUGCCCAAGUCGAACACCGGCGACCGACCACCCUGAGCUCCCAAACUGUACCACCGAACAGGGACAGUGGGUUGCAGCAGAGCCCCGAACCACUUAGUCCCGAAAUGCAGGAGCUUAACCCUGGCCAGUUUGCCAUGUUGCACAUCGACAAGGCCAACUUGGUGGACCCGUCCAGGUCGCAGCUCAACCAGCGGGACUCGGGAAUCGUUGAGACAGCCUUGGUGGGACCCUUGCCCUCCCCUCCUGCCAACUUCUCCUCCAAGCCUUCCAUCAACGAGGGAGAGCGUCUCAAAGCAUCUCAGCUAACGCAGGCCGGCCCGGAGCAUGCUACGCAGGUUACCAAUGGUCACAGCACGUCUCAGGAGUCGGAGCCAGAGGAGGUGACCCAGAGUGCCGACAGCGUAGACAAAGAGAAGAAUGACUACAUGGGGCCCUUGAAGCUGGCAGCAAUGAGUGGUCUGACGUUAGUCAGGCCGGGGGGAAAAGAAGAAGACGAUGAAGAUGAUCCUAAACACCCAAGAGAUGCUCGAAGGAAGAUCCUUGAAGAACACCUCAAAAACGGUCAGGUCUUUACAGAGUAUGAACUCAUCCCCAAGAAAAGACCCAACGCCAUCUUCUACACUGCUCAACUCCCCGACAAUGAGCACAGGAACCGCUUCAAAGAUGUGCUCCCAUACGAGGACAAGAGGAUUGAGCUGGCCCCUAUGCACGACAACAGCACAGGCUACAUCAACGCCUCCAACAUCAAGAUCCCCAUUGCCAGGGACACCUGCCAGUACCUGGCUGCUCAGGGCCCCAUGGAGAGCACCGUCAAGGACUGGUGGCGCAUGGUGUGGGAGAGGAGGAUACACGUCAUCGCCAUGCUGACCAAGCUAGAGGAGGGAGGUAAAGAAAAGUGUUUCAAGUAUUGGCCAGACUGCAGCUCUUCCAAAAACACGGUGGAAUUUGGACCGUUCCGUAUCAUUGGUCAGUUCAGCAACGACUCUGGCUGUUACAUAACCAGUGGCUUGACAGUACGUCAUGUUCCCUCGGGAGAGCAGCGGACCGUCUGGCACCUCCAGUACACCGACUGGCCCAACCAAGGCUGCCCCGAUGACGUCCAUGGCUAUCUGGCCUUUGUGGAGGAGUUCCAGUCAGUUUGCCGUCACGCCAACAGCAUCAGCGACAAGCCAUCUCCCCCGCUGGUCCACUGCAGUGCAGGUGUUGGAAGGAGUGGAGUCCUGAUCCUGACUGACCUCAUGUUGAACAGCCUAGAGCACAACGAGGAGAUCAAUGUUCCCAGGAUGCUGGAGCGUUUGAGGAACCAACGCAUGUUGAUGGUGCAGACAGUUGGCCAGUACAUCUUUGUCUAUCGGGCACUCGUCCAGUCCCUGAGGAACACAAGACUCAUAUAGGACCUAGUUAAGGUGUAUAGGACCCUGUCUGAACUUUAUGUUUUUUUGACGAGACCCCUCUGACACAUCUUUGGGGUUUUCAGUUUCAUUCUGUCAUCAGCUGUGCCUUCAGGAUGUUGCUGCAUUGAGGACGAUGAUUGCAUUGUUGCCACGGAGAAUAAAACCUAGGACCAGACCUUGAGUGGCUAAAUCCAAGGAGCACCUGAGGCACUUGUGUAGGACUAUCCUGAGCUUUCACCUGCAUCAGUCAGCUGUUGAAAGACUCCUUCAGAGAGCCAUGCAGCGGGUACACAGUGGGCACCUUCACAGGUGUCAGAAGGUGCACCCUGCAAAGGUGCAACUUCACCUGCUGUGCACACCUAAAGACUUGCACACACACACACACUCCCACCCACAUCUACACUUUGAGGUGGCAGUUUUCUACAAUGCAGGGAUCUCACUACCUCUGCUAAUUUUUCGGGAAAGUCUCAAAAAUUAGACAUGCGGUCUCACACACACCUUCGUUAAACCAGGAAACACAUCGUAAUCCUGCUGGAAAUCCUGUAGGCGUGCCAGAUUGUACACUCUGAAAUGGCUUCUUUCAUCUGAAGUUUCAGUUGGGAGCACCAAAGGAACCUGGGCUGAAUUCUACAGAGCUGUCGACUGGAGAAAGAUUGCUUAACGCAUUCCUGCACCAGGCAGAAAUCAACAUGGAACCAGUCUCGAGCUGUAGACAUGGCAUGGCAUUUUGGCCGGUAGCCUAUCAACUGCCAAACCAAUGUUUCCAGUGUUAGCAAUGCCCCAUUCUCAUGAGUUCCACCAGAUGUGUCCCUGGUGCAUCCCAAUCCGAGAUUGAUCGCAUGUUGAUGUGUGCAGCAACUGUAUGCCUUGAUGUUACACCGUGGUUUCCCUACUAUCCAAGAUUCCGGCAGAUACAAACAGCAUCCUAUGGAAUCAAAUGGUUUCCCUGCUGGAACAGAGGCCAUCUCUUUCUUCAGAUCAGAGAGAUCCAAACUGCCCAGUGUUGGAUUCUGUAGGAUUCAAGCAUGUUUUGUGGGAACUUUACAAUGUGAUCUGAGCACAUUCUGAUCACAUGAUCUUGUUGCAAUGCCAAAGAUCUCCCAUCUGUGGGAGGGUGUUUUUCUGUUAUCUGUCCCACAAGUCUGCAAUAGUUGGCUGUUAGGAGUUCAAAUAUAUGCACAACUUUGUGAUGCACUUGGAAACAUUCCAUUGAUUGUUUCAUACAUUGUUAAAUGUUUGUAUUCAUAAUAGAAGCCUUAUUACCCAUUUUUUUUCCACCAAAGUGAUAAGCAACAACUGUUGUUUGAUGCAUUAAGUGUGACACAUUUCUGUAAAAACAACUUUAGUCUUCCUCAAAAGCCCUUACACUGUCAAAUAUCAUUUUGAAGUAGACUGCAAAGAUUACUAUUUAUUCUUGCAUCGUUGCUUAAAAGUGUACUUGUACAAUCCUACUAUAUUUUUAAAUUGGACUGAAGGAGCACAUUUAUAAAAAAAUUUUUUAAAUGAGAACCAAACAUUUGAAAUGCACCAGUCCUUUACCCUGAGGCAGUUUAAGUUUAGAGGAUAUCUGUCGACAACAGCAUUUCCUUCUCUGAAAUACAGUGCGACAGCUGUACUGUGUACGGUAUCUAACAGAAAUAUUCGUCUCCACUGCAUCUUGGCUGCGUUUUUCAGUCACUUGCAUCAUCAUCCGCUCUCUUCUGAAUCUGGUGCACGCCAUUUCCCUCAAAAAAGGUUAAUUGAUGUUAGACUUUUCAUGUUACGCUAGGAGUUGUUUUCCACCGUGGUAUGUUGACAUUUACAGUAAACAAAAUGUUGAUCACUCUGCAUGAUAGUGCAUGGCUAGUUUAUGAACAUUUAUGUUACAUUAGUGUAGACUUUGUUUCAGUGUGAAUGUUACAAGGAGUAUUUAUUUGUAAAGUUUCAAUCUUUAUUAUGUGGACAAGUGAAAAAUGGACCAAGUUUGAAGGAGCAGUUGUUUGGAAGUAUUUGGACAGAGAGAAGAACGUCAGAAGACCAUAAGUCACUUGAUAGCAUUCCUGAAUGCAUGUUCAAUGCGCAAUCACAGGAGAUGGCAACAAAUUCAACCCCAGACCAUAAAGAGAAGGCUGAAUAGGGGGCAUUUGAAACGUCUCUGGAAAACAACAGAUGUUGAAUGAAUAAGCCAGCUGGAUGCCACCCGUGAAUAAGCAUGAAAGUCCCAAAGCUGGAAAAGCACACCACCUAAAAAUUCUGUGUUUGUGUUGAAUGUUGGUAAACACUGACCUUUUAAUAACAGGGUAGAUUAUUUGCAGGAAUUAGGCUUGAUGUAAAAAGUGGAUUCUUUGGGUGCAACUUGAAUGGUUAAAAGGAUGAGUUUGGCUCGACGCUGUAGAGAGGCUUUUUUUUGGGGUAAAGUAUAUGCAUUCCUGUUUUGUAUGUCAGUGUAAUAUACCACAUGUGUCUUGAUUCAUUGGGCUGUAAGCUAUAUGUAUGCAGUGGACAGAAGUAAUUGGAUAUUUGUAUGGAUGGUUAGCAAGUUGUUUUUACUGUAAGCUGAAGUAGCAGAUUUGCCUUAAUCUUUGCUCUUCAGAUGUCAGGCCAUUGGAUAACAUGUCGAUGAUGUUGUGCUUUUGGAGGGUGUACAGGGGCAAAGGUCAAGGGCUGGAUUUAGAGGGAGGUUUGAUUCGGCCCAGUGGCCGAGUUGAAUAGUCCUGUGGCUCUGGUAAGCCUCCAGGCAAGUUCUCACGAUCCUAGCCUGUUGUUGAUGAAUCUUGAGUCGCCAAAGCUGACCCUGAAGGCUCCGGCUCCGAAUCUUUUCUUGAAGACUAAAAGUCAGAAGGCAGUAUUGCGGAGUUCCCCAAUGAGAGUAUUUUUCUAAACCCUGAAAAUUGUUGAUUGAGAGAUGGGGGGGAGCAGUUUGGCAUUUGGGUUGUAACUUAAUUCCACAGAUCAGCCAAGGAAAAAUAUUUGUAUUACUCAGCCAAAUUUCCUACUAAUCAAGAAUAAGCUGGGGACCAGUCUCAGGCAAUAUGCAUAAUCUAUUUUGUUUGGUAACCUGCUUUGGCUAAGCAAAUUUUGUCUAGGCUGUAGCAGAUUUCUGUCCUUAGCUCCAUGACAUUGGACUCCAUACAUCUUUGGAUGGCUGGAAGUGGAGUAUCUAUCUUCCAUUUUUAGCCCAGGCAUCAGCCUUCAGAGAGGGAGAGUAUUAAAGAUCUGUUUUACAUUCCGAAUUGGGGUCAGCAUCUUAAAUCCCUGAUCCAAGUUGGGUGCGUUAUGGCUGCAUCGGAAUCUGUUGUCUAGGGCUAGGUCUUGUGCAGGGAGAUGCUAACAGUUAGAUAUAGCCGUUUCCCCAGAAGCAUGUUUCAGACGUGGCAACGUCAUGGAUUACUUUCAGUCUUUACAACCUCCCAGCAGAAUGUGUCCGACAUUUUACUGGUUGAAGUCUGUGAAGUUAAAUUUAAUUGUGCUGCAUCCUUUGCAUUGUAUUUGCGGCUCAUGUUACGGUGUAAUUUAUUUUGACCAACUUCAGAGAAAGUUUGAGCAAAGGGCUUGAGAUACUGUUUUUAGUGCAGAGGUCGAGUUUAGAAAGAAAGGUCACAAGUAUAUAUGCCUUUCUAAAUUAAGUUUUCAACUGAGGUAUUACUCGUUCAUAAAUUGAAUGUUUUCUUGUAAUGGUGCUGGCACAGAUACUGGCGGGAAGUGUUCUAUGAGAAGGAGAAACUCUGGAUGUAAAUUUCUCACAAAAAGACAGGAUAACUUUUUACAGUUCAGGUAUGAUCUGCUCAAAUAUUUACAAUAUCAGGCACAUUCAUAUAGGUGAAAAAUUGAGCAGGUGAAGACACCCGUUUCCAAAUCCCAUAGUUCUAGAAACUUUGGGUCAAAAAUGAGAUCUAAAUGCUUUUUAGCUGAUUAGUUGAUUAAAAGAGCUUGGAUUUACAAAAGUGUAAUUAUUCGUUCACUUAACCAAGCCACUUUUGUGUUUGAAUCUCAGUUUUUCCACAAACAUCAGAUGUUACUGUCAAGUUGAAUUAUUGUCGAGUUGAAUUUUAGGGGAGGGAUGGUUGGAAGUCGAAGUAGGAAAUUAAAUUCACAGUAUUUGGUUGAUACCCUCCUCCCUCGUCACCAUUGUCAUUUAUGUUAAGAAUUGUACUCGCGCUUGUCAGUUUUAACCUAAUGUGAUUAGGUUUUUGUGUACUAAAUUGAGACACUGGGCUUUAAAAAAAAUGUGUACAGCUGUAUGUGUGCCAUCUAGUAUAUAUCACAUGUAUAAUAAAAUGCUAACACUAACCAUUGUUAUAAAUGAUAUACUUUCAAUAUUUUGUACUGGGCUGUAAUUGUAACAUUGUCAUUAUUUUACUGCAUUUCUUGUAUUAUUAUAAUGCUCACAGAUAAAGUAUAUUCCACAUUCAUGGUAACCUUG